AACGAAAGAUUGAUAUUCUGAAAAAUUAAUUCCGAAUCAAACACCCAUUCGUACAUGCUAAAAUAAUAAUUAAAAUGUAUGUAUACAUCUUUAGCUGUUGUAUCUUGUAUAUGAGACAGUAGAGAUAAUUUAGAAAAACGUCAGCGUGUACAUGAUCCACUCGUUCGUUCGAAUAGCGACGAGAUUGUUGCACAGUGUUCCUGAAAGUUUGUUAAAAAUGGGACCGUUCGAAAGUGCUAAGAAAAUUGCAGCUUGCAAAGCCGUCAACGAUUAUGUCCAGAAUAACUCUGUCAUUGGAAUUGGUAGCGGAUCCACUAUAGUUUAUGCUGUCGACAGACUCGCCGAACGUGUUAAGACCGAAGGACUUAAUGUAGUCUGUAUCCCUACAUCGUUCCAAGCUCGUCAACUUAUAUUAGAUAAUCAUUUAACCUUAGGUGACUUAGAAACAUAUCCAAAGCUGGACUGUACAAUCGAUGGAGCAGAUGAAGUUGAUGCGGAAAUGAAUCUCAUCAAAGGUGGUGGUGGAUGUUUAUUACAAGAAAAAAUUGUUGCUUCCUGUGCCAAGCAGUUUAUUAUCAUAGCAGACUAUUCGAAAAAUUCACAACAUCUUGGUGACCGAUACAAGAAGGGAAUUCCCAUUGAAGUACUUCCUAUGGCUUAUGUGCCGGUUCAAUGUAAAAUUGUGGACAUGUAUGGAGGAGUAGCAAAACUCAGAAUGGCCCUGUCAAAAGCUGGUCCAGUUAUAACGGAUAAUGGUAAUUUUAUUUUGGACUGGCACUUUCCGCAAGAGUUACGUAAUUGGAGAAAAAUUAAUGAGGAAAUAUCUCUGAUACCUGGAGUCAUAGAAACUGGUCUAUUUAUAAAUAUGGUCGAAAAAGUUUUCUUUGGUAUGCCGGAUGGCAGUGUAAAGGAACAAAGUGCAAACAUCGAAAAAAUUUGAUGUACAUAUGUCAAAGUAUAACUUGUUCUUUUUUUUUUUUUUUUUUUGGGCAAUAACUAUAUCUAGUUAUAGGAUAAUACUAUCAGAGGGAGGAUUCUCAAUUAUCUUUUUUUGUAAUCAAUUUUUGUCUUGCCUCUUAUAUGUCAUUCCAAUUAUUUCAUAAUUGCUUCUUUCAUAUAUUUUCUAUGUUUUUAUCAAUUAUUUUUUAUGUAUGCAAUUUGUUUAUAUCAAACUUUGUUCAUAUCAAACUUUUCAUUACUAUUAUAUAAGCUUUUAUAAUGAUUUUUCAACCAAAAGUUAUGUUUUAAAGAUAAACUGCUCAAUACUUCUAAGAACAUGUUUUGCAACAGUGAUAAGUAAAACAGUAUAUGUAUAGUACAAAAUAUUUGAAAUAAGAUCGUAUAUCGAUAAAAAAUAAAGAUAAAAUGUACAAAGCUCGAAAUAAA
Linepithema humile (Argentine ant) is the source of this 1386-nucleotide messenger RNA. It is a transcript of the gene Rpi, whose product is annotated as Ribose-5-phosphate isomerase. NCBI's taxonomy places the organism in Eukaryota, Metazoa, Arthropoda, Insecta, Hymenoptera, Formicidae. The record is from RefSeq and is a predicted model, not a curated record. Gene Ontology annotation, cellular component: intracellular membrane-bounded organelle. Gene Ontology annotation, molecular function: ribose-5-phosphate isomerase activity. Gene Ontology annotation, biological process: pentose-phosphate shunt, non-oxidative branch; D-ribose metabolic process.